CGGCUGCGGGUGCGGCGAGUCCUGGCCGAGGGAGGAUUUGCAUUUGUAUAUGAAGCUCAAGAUCUGGAAAGUGGCAGAGAGUAUGCAUUAAAGAGGUUAUUGUCUAAUGAAGAGGAAAAGAACAGAGCCAUCAUUCAAGAAGUUUGCUUCAUGAAAAAACUUUCCGGCCACCCCAACAUUGUCCAGUUUUGUUCCGCAGCGUCAAUAGGGAAAGAAGAGUCGGACACGGGGCAGGCUGAGUUCCUCUUGCUCACAGAACUCUGUAAAGGGCAGCUGGUGGAAUUUUUAAAGAGAAUCGAAUCUAAAGGCCCUCUGUCGUGUGACACCGUCCUGAAGAUAUUUUAUCAGGCGUGCAGAGCAGUGCAGCACAUGCACAGACAGAAGCCACCCAUCAUUCACAGAGACCUCAAGGUUGAGAACUUGUUGGUUAGUAACCAGGGGACCAUUAAGCUGUGUGACUUUGGCAGCGCCACAACCAUCUCGCAUUGUCCUGACUACAGCUGGAGCGCCCAGAAGCGCGCGAUGGUGGAGGAAGAGAUCACAAGGAACACAACGCCCAUGUAUAGAACGCCAGAAAUCAUAGACUUGUAUUCGAACUUCCCUAUCGGCGAGAAGCAGGAUAUCUGGGCCCUGGGCUGCAUCUUGUACCUGCUUUGCUUCCGUCAGCACCCUUUUGAGGAUGGAGCAAAACUUCGAAUAGUCAACGGGAAGUACGUGAUUCCUCUGAACGACACCCGGUACACAGUCUUCCAUGACCUCAUCCGUGCCAUGCUGAAGGUCAACCCAGAGGAGCGGCUGUCCAUCGCGGAGGUGGUGCACCAGUUGCAGGAGAUUGCGGCCGCCAGGAAUGUGAACCCCAAGUCACCCAUCACAGAGCUCCUGGAGCAGAAUGGGGGCUUUGGGAACAUUGCACCUUCCCGAGGGCCAGCCCCUCCCAUGGGCCCCGUGAGCAGCGGCUACAAUGGAGGCCUGGCUCUAGUAGAAUACGACCAGCCCUAUGGCGGGUUCCUUGACAUCCUGCGGGGUGGGACGGAGCGGCUUUUCACCAAUAUCAAGGACACCUCCUCCAAGGUCAUCCAGUCUGUUGCCAAUUAUGCGAAGGGCGAUCUGGACAUUUCUUACAUCACAUCCAGAAUUGCGGUGAUGUCGUUCCCUGCGGAAGGCAUGGAGUCAGCAAUCAAAAACAACAUAGAGGAUGUGCGGCUGUUUCUGGACUCCAAGCAUCUGGGGCACUAUGCCGUGUACAACCUGUCCCCGAGGACGUACCGGGCCUCCAAGUUUCACAACCGAGUCUCUGAAUGUGGCUGGGCAGCCAGGCGGGCACCAAACCUUCACACCCUGUACAGCAUUUGCAGGAACAUGCACUCUUGGCUCAAGCGUGACCACAGGAACGUCUGUGUGGUGCACUGUAUGGAUGGGAGAGCUGCGUCUGCUGUGGCCGUCUGCUCCUUCCUGUGCUUCUGCCGUCUCUUCAGCACCGCAGAGGCCGCUGUGUACAUGUUCAGUAUGAAGCGCUGCCCACCAGGCAUUUGGCCGUCCCACAAAAGGUACAUCGAGUACAUGUGUGACAUGGUGGCGGAGGAGCCAAUCACGCCCCACAGCAAGCCGAUCCUGGUGAAGGCCGUGGUCAUGACCCCCGUGCCGCUGUUCAGCAAGCAGAGGAAUGGCUGCAGGCCCUUCUGUGAGGUGUAUGUGGGGAGCGAGCGUGUGGCCACCACGUCCCAGGAGUACGAUAAGAUGAGGGACUUUAAGACUGAGGAUGGCACAGCAACCAUUCCCCUGGGCAUCACAGUCCAAGGAGACGUGCUCAUCGUCCUCUACCAUGCAAGGUCCACGCUGGGUGGCAGGCUGCAGGCCAAGAUGGCAUCCAUGAAGAUGUUCCAGGUUCAGUUCCACACCGGCUUUGUGCCUCGGAAUGCGACCACUGUGAAAUUCGCCAAGUAUGACCUGGAUGCCUGUGACAUUCAGGAGAAGUAUCCGGAUCUGUUCCAAGUGAACCUGGAGGUGGAGGUGGAGCCUAGGGACAGGCCAAGCCAGGAGGCCCUGCCAUGGGAGAGCGCCAACAUGCGGGGACUAAACCCCAAGAUCCUGUUUUCCAGCCGGGAGGAGCAGCAGGACAUUCUGUCUAAAUUUGGGAAGCCGGAGCUCCCCAGGCAGCCUGGCUCCACGGCUCAGUACGAUGCUGAGGCGGGGGCCCUGGAGGCUGAGCCUACAGAGUCGGAUUCUCCACAGAGCAGCAGCACAGACACCAACCACUUCUUGCACACGCUGGACUGGCAGGAGGAGAAAGAGUUAGGGACCGGUGCAGAAGACCCCUCUUCUCAGGAGAGUCACUCCGUCCUUGUUGAAGACAGAGACGACAGCGAAGUGUCUGAAGCAGAAGAGUCGCUCUUCCCGAGUGAGAGCCGGGAGCCGAGGGCUGGAGAGGGCCAGCCGGGCCCAGCAGCACAGGCAGGGCAGCAGGAGCCUGCGACGCAGGAGCAGGAGGAGGACGGUGUUGACCUCCUGGGGCUGCAUGUGGAGGCAGGCCCGGGGCUGAUUACCCCCUCCCAGGCCCCUGGGGCCCCCUCCAGCAACGCCGACCUGCUCAACCGCCUUCUGGGGCCCCCUGAGGCUGCUCCAGAAGAGCCCCCAGACGAUCUGCUGGGAGGCGAGACCCCCCUGCUCCUGGCAAGCCCAGCCACCCCCCUGGGCAUGUGCAGCACUCCGAGAACAGGGCUGCCCGCCACUGCCGACCCGUUUGACCCCUUCCUGCUGUCCUCUGAUGCCAACAUCCAGCCCUGCUCCAAGCCUGAUGUCUUUGGCGAGUUCCUCAAUUCAGACUCCUCGGCUGCCCCACCUGCCUUCCCGUCCACCCACAGUGCUCCGCCCCCACCCUGCAGCACCGACUUCCUGCACCUGGGGGACUUGCCUGUAGAGCCCGGCAAGAUGACGGCCUCCUCCAGCCACCCGGAUCUGCUGGGAGGAUGGGACGCCUGGGCGGAGGCUACAGCUCCUGGGCCGGCCCCCACGCCAGCCACAGAUGGCCCCCUCUUCACUCCUGGAGGUCAGCCAGCCCCGCCUGGCCCCCAGGCCAGCCGGACUAAGGCUCAGAGCCUGGACCCAUUUGCCGACCUUGGUGACCUUAGCUCCAGCUUCCAAGGCUCGCCUGCUGGGCUGCUUCCUGGGAGCUUCGUUCCCAAGAUGGGACCCCCUCCCAAGGGCAGUGGCUCCUGGCAGACCAGUCAGCUGCCGGCCCAGGGCACCUCGUGGUCCCCCCAGGCCAAGCCGCUGCCCAAGGCCUGUGCACAGCCAAAGCCUAACUAUGUGGCAAACUUCAGCGUGAUUGGGGGGCGAGAGGAGCGGGGGGUCCGCAUCCCCAGCUUUGCUCAAAAGCCGAAAGUCUCAGAGAACGACUUUGAAGAUCUGUUGUCCAACCAGGGCUUCUCCUCCAAGUCUGACAAGAAGGGGCCAAGGACCAUCGCAGAGAUGAGGAAGCAAGACCUGGCCAAGGACACAGACCCACUUAAGCUGAAGCUCCUGGACUGGGUUGAGGGCAAGGAGAGGAACAUCCGCGCACUGCUGUCCACACUGCACACGGUGCUGUGGGACGGGGAGAGCCGCUGGACGCCUGUGGGCAUGGCCGACCUGGUGACGCCGAGCCAGGUGAAGAAACAGUACCGCCGCGCUGUGCUGGCCGUACACCCUGACAAGGCCACAGGGCAGCCGUACGAGCAGCAUGCCAAGAUGAUCUUCAUGGAGCUCAACGACGCCUGGUCGGAGUUUGAGAACCAGGGCUCCCGGCCCCUCUUCUGAGGCCCGCGACGGCUGCUGCUGCAUGUGUGGCUCACGGAGCUGAGGGCUGCUGGGCCUGACUGCGAGGCCUGUCCUGCAGCAGGUGCGCUAUGGGCGGCUGUAUCGGUCGUCACCCACUCCCGCUGUCCCUCCAUCAACUGGGACGCCGUCAUUUCAUUGAUGAGAAGAGAAAGCAUUCCAAAGCCUCCGAUUCUUGUCUUGUUUUCCUUCUUCUUGUCCCGAAGGAGGUGUUGAUUCACGCUCCUCCUGUGGUUGCCACAGCUUGUGAUUCAUUUGGUGUUUGGUGACCUUCGCCUCUGAGAGCCUCUGCUCUUGGUUGACUGUGCUGCUCGGCCAUCCUUUCUCCGAAUCUGAAGGUGUCGUGCACAUCUCCCGUUGUAAUCAGUCUGAUGAUCGUCUGUACAUAAUUAAACUAUUUUCUGAUGACU
Molecule: messenger RNA, 4223 nt
Organism: Galeopterus variegatus (Sunda flying lemur)
Lineage: Eukaryota; Metazoa; Chordata; Mammalia; Dermoptera; Cynocephalidae
Gene: GAK
Product: cyclin G associated kinase
Exons: 28
Coding region: 151-3795 (1214 amino acids)
Biological process (GO): positive regulation of Notch signaling pathway; regulation of clathrin-dependent endocytosis; protein phosphorylation
Cellular component (GO): cytoplasm
Molecular function (GO): ATP binding; protein serine/threonine kinase activity; AP-2 adaptor complex binding
Source: RefSeq, a predicted model, not a curated record